UAUGCCAUAAAAAUGGAUACAAGGACCCAUGCUCCACUCCUCCCUCCACCGCCUCACCCCUACACCGCACCAUUCACCCCAGGUGCUCCACCAGCCUUUCAGCCCACUCCCUCCUCCAACCCUCUCCAACUCUCAAUCUCCACUACCCCAUCACCCAGGAAAAGCAAGUACGCACAUCAUGGAGAUCGACCCACCCCUCACGGCCACCACUCCCCAACCCGAUUUCCAGGAAAUCCGACAAAUCCUAGACCUCAAGAUAUACGCUCUCUCCCACGCGCGCAUUCUCUACGGCAGCGAGGCCCGCAAGUUCUACGACAUCCUCGAUGCACCCGUAGCGCCCAAUUCAAUGGACACACCUGGCAAAUUCCUAGCAGUGCUAGUCUGCUCUCUCGAAGGAGCAUCCAAGACGCUGCGGAUCGCGUAUGCGGACGAGGGACCCGUUCACGCCGUAAACAAGCUUGUUCAAGAGCUGAAACGAGAUUCUGGGGUUCUGUACAGUACGUCGUAUCUCUUCCGCUUCUUUUCCAGGUCCUUCUUCUUCUUUUUCUUCUAUGUCGAUGUGGAAGUGUGGAGAUUGCUGACAUUGACUGUUAACGUGUAA
Messenger RNA from Periconia digitata, 601 nucleotides. The record is from the annotation of a GenBank genome assembly. NCBI's taxonomy places the organism in Eukaryota, Fungi, Ascomycota, Dothideomycetes, Pleosporales, Periconiaceae.